Molecule: messenger RNA, 879 nt
Organism: Striga asiatica
Lineage: Eukaryota; Viridiplantae; Streptophyta; Magnoliopsida; Lamiales; Orobanchaceae
Source: the annotation of a GenBank genome assembly
AUGCACUCGAACUCCCGGUAUGGUCAAGAAGCGAAGGAAUUCACGGUAAUGCCCUUGAAGACAAUAGAUUUUCUCCCGCACCUUCAUCCACGUGAACUUCUUUUGCAUAAGGGAACUGAGGACGGGAGCCUUGUCGAUGUCAUCUGUUUCAGCACACAGCUGAAAAAAGAGGCGAUAGCAAACCUUCUCCUCGAGCUCGGUCCAUCCCUCCAACUGGAAGCCGCGCGCAAUGUUCUCCAGGCUCGUCAUCCGAUCCAUGAGACUGAUGCAAGGACCUCGUGGGUGGGAUGUCCCAGCCAGAAAGCAAACAUUGGAGGCCGGGGCAGAAGCAGAAGGAAGGACUGGAAAGCAAAGCCUACUUUCGCCGCAGUGGCGCAGUCACCCCGCUCCUGUCGGCACUGUGCCUCACGGACGUCCACAGCUACACCUCCAUCAUCUGCCGCAUCGCUGCCGGAAAUGGUGAGCUCUGAGCCUCCACCGUUGAACUCGCCGCCUCUGAGCUCCUCCUCCACCGCGAAGUUCUGCCGCAGACCGGCCGCCGCUGCAAUUAUCCAACCAUUGAAAAUCGCCGCCUGUCCCGUCGGCCACCUCCGCCAAUAUCCGCGACGAGCGAGUCCGGCCGAAACUCCUCCCUGCUCUGCCAUCGUGUCCGGCGUCGUCGGAGGGUCCUUCGUGACCGGCGUCCUUUGUGUCCGGCGACGCAAGAAUCUCGAGACCAGAGACUCCGAUUCAAGUGACGAAAAUCUGGCCGACACCGAGUUGAGCCGUCUGUGCGGGACCAGCGACUGGCGGCCGUUGACCAAGGCGAGGAACUGGCAGAGAUUUUCGGUUAAGUGGCAGAGUGGUGGUUGUCGCGGAGGCAUCUCGCAGGAAUCUUAG